Messenger RNA from Drosophila navojoa, 616 nucleotides. RefSeq lists its product as uncharacterized. NCBI's taxonomy places the organism in Eukaryota, Metazoa, Arthropoda, Insecta, Diptera, Drosophilidae. The record is from RefSeq and is a predicted model, not a curated record.
AGUUUUAUUUUGGCCCAAUCAUUUCAAAUAGCAGUCAUCAUGAAGCUACAACUAUUGGCACUGUUAUAUUGUUUGGAGCAUUUUCAGGGGACGGCAAACGCUAAUCGGUGUUUCUAUUUUAGCAGUACUGAGGCUACCUGGCAUGAAGCUUGGCAGAUAUGUAAGAAACAUAAUCUCUGUUUUGCCAGUUUCGGCUCCACCGCCGAAUUCAAUGCAGUGGCGAAGAAAAUAAUGUCCAUAGACCGAGUUGAUUAUUGGUUUGGUUUCAAGGAUGAAUAUGGAAUCACCAGAGCAAAAUCCACAUCAAUAGAGAGCUUCUUGAAAUACUCUCCAAGAAACAAAAGUGGGACUGAUAUUAACGAUAAAUGUGGUUACAUAAAUGCACAACUCGAAAUUUCAACCACUUAUUGUAAUACAAAAAAAAGAUUUGCAUGCCUUAAAGCCGCCAAAUGCUAUAACCUCGGUAUGCCACUUACGACGGUGAAUCAGACAGAGGUGUUGCCUGGAAUUGUCCCGUGCAAAAUAAAACCCCAGAUCCGGGAAAAGCUGGAGUUAAAUAGUAAAUAUUUUGAUGAACUAUAACGAAUAAAUAUCGGUUUAUGUAUUUGAUAUUAAU